CCCCAGAAGUACAAACACACACACACAGAGCUCCCAUUGUCGCAGCCUUCCCCAGCCCACUGAUCCUAAUAUGGAAUGCAGCAGGAAACCCAUGAUUUCCUGAUACUCGGCAAGCCGGAGGAAGCAGGGGGGAAACUCCAUUAAAAACCCCAGCUUUCCUCCAUGUUAGAUGUGAAGUGGAAAAUGGGAACAAUUCAGCAAAAUUCCGCCGUGCCUUCAGCCAGGUUGGAGAGGGGGAGAGCAGAGUGAAACCCUCAGGCUGCUGAAAUUUCUGAACUGCUGGGAAGCCUCUAGAAUUCUGUGGAAAGCUGCGCUUCCUAAAUGAACCUGAUAGGGAAGAGGGAUAGACGGACCGUUUUAAUAAUUCCCCAAGUGUCUGUUACCUUACUUUACUAGAAUGGUAAGCAACAGGGCAUAUACCAGCCCCAGACAUGCCUGCAUGACCCAAGGUAGCCAAAGUAAGGCAGGGUAAACUCCAGCCUGGAGCUCACUUCCCGCCGCUUCAUGUGCUUUGGAAGCAGCAGCAGCAAUAGCAGCAGCUGGAGCAGCAAGAAUGAACUGCAAAGAGGGAAAUGACAGCAGCUGCAGCUGCGGUGGCAACGAGGAGAAGAAGAUGCUGAAGUGUGUGGUGGUGGGGGACGGUGCUGUGGGGAAAACCUGCCUGCUGAUGAGCUAUGCCAACGAUGCCUUCCCCGAGGACUACGUGCCCACUGUGUUCGACCACUAUGCAGUUACAGUGACCGUGGGAGGAAAGCAGCACUUGCUUGGACUGUAUGACACUGCGGGACAGGAGGACUACAACCAGCUGAGGCCGCUCUCCUACCCCAACACCGAUGUGUUUUUGAUCUGCUUCUCCGUCGUGAAUCCUGCCUCUUACCACAAUGUCCAGGAGGAAUGGGUGCCAGAGCUGAAGGACUGCAUGCCUCACGUGCCUUACGUCCUCAUAGGGACCCAGAUCGAUCUCCGCGAUGACCCCAAAACUUUGGCCCGCCUGCUAUAUAUGAAGGAGAAGCCACUCACUUAUGAGCACGGGGUGAAGCUUGCAAAAGCGAUCGGAGCACAGUGCUACUUGGAGUGUUCGGCCCUGACUCAGAAGGGUCUCAAAGCGGUUUUUGACGAAGCAAUCCUCACCAUUUUCCACCCCAAGAAAAAGAAGAGCCGUUGCUCUGAGUGUCACGGCUGCUGCUCAAUCAUCUGAGGCUGCUGGAGCCUCGCCUCCGCCCCACCCAAGGGUGCACCGGCAGCCAAUCUCUGCCACCCGGCUGCAGCCAAAAAGGAGGGCAGGACCAGAAAUGAAUUCCCUCGCACAAAGGCCGCUCCACCCUGUGAGCUCCCCAGCACAGCCUCAGCCAACUGCCACGUCCCCUGCCGGCCAGAAGCACCCACGCUGCACGAGGAGAACGCGGAGCCGGGAUCUCAAACAGCUGCACUGCCCAACCCGUGGGGAAGAGUCAAGGGCCGCCUUGCACUUCACACCUGCCUCGCCCACACGCACAAAGCUGACAGGAGAGGAGGAGCUCAAUUCCUGUAUCGGUGGCCUUACAUCUUUCACAAAACUUGGGAAUAUGAUUCCAACGUGUUCUUCUGAAUCUGCUGGUUUACGCGUGUGUGUUAUGUUCAUUUGCAUUCUUUCAAGACAUUUCCUUAUUUCCUCAAUUUACUCAGGCCUUUUCAAAUCCAUACCAAAGUAGCCUACAGACAAGAUGGUUUAUGUUCAUUUCUGUUUUCAGCAUGUUUCCACCAAAGUUAUUGAAACCAACAUGUACCUCUGAAUGCCUGAUUAUACGAAGACAUGAGAAACUUUAAAACUUUUGGAAAUUUACAGAGCAAUAACUUUUGAAAGAAAACAUCAUCUGAAUUAUUGCAGGUCCCCAUUUUGGCCAAAAAUUCACUCUACAAGGGCUUAAAUUGUUAAGUGACCUGCUUUUUUUCCACCUAAUAUUGCCAGGGCAAACUAAAAAUGAACUGAGUGGAGGAAGAAGAUGGCAGAACCCAUCCUUUAAAAUAUUAAGCAGAACAGACUUUCCUACUUCCUGUCUCCCCUGUGCAUGUCCUUUUCCUCCUUGAUUCUACACGUUCUCCUGUGCCCCAUUCUUUUUGUUCUUCCCAGUCAUAACCUGACCUACAAGAAAGAGCUGCACAUUGUCGGUGAAAGAGUGUUUCCAAAUCCCCCAGCUCAAGCAAAGUGCCUUGAUUUUUCUACUUGCUUCAACUGAAGGUGCUUCUAGCUUGCCCCAUGGACACUCCAGUUUCAUUUAAGUGACAUUUUCCAAUUACAGCAGGUAUUAAAUUACUGCCUCUCUCUCCAUAUUCCUUGUUCUGAAAGUCGGUUGAGGAACCAAAUUUGUGGAUACCAAGUUCUGGAUCCAUUUUCAAAAUGAUGUACGACAAGGACUUUGGCCUAGGAGAAAGGAAAUCUCCCAAUAGGGAAUGGUGUGCCCUUUCUGUAUGACAAUUCAAACAUCCAGAAAUUCCUGUGGCACAGAGCAAGCUACUUCCUCUCUUCUAAUUAGAGACUAUGAUGACUUCUAAUUAGUCUUAUUUGCUUACACAUACCCUGAAAUCACCCAGGUAGUCACUUAAUUGUUUUUAUAUUAUUGCAUAAGCAAAGCCUGUUUUUACAGUAUAAAAUCAUACCAAUUUUUUCCAGAUUCAAGCUCCCUGGGUUGAAAAAAGCCCAUGUUUCUGUCCCUUCGGCUCCUAGAAGAACCACAUAGAAAAGAAUUUUAUGAUGGGUCUUUUCUCUUAAGAUCUUGCAUGAUACCUCUUCAGUCUUUUGGUUUUAUUGGUUAAUUGGUUGGUUAGUUUAAAUUUCUGAAAUGUGUUUUCAUUUCUUCCACAUUUCAAGUACUAUUCUUCUUCUCUCCCAUCUAAUUGCUAGCAUUUUCUUAAAUACUACACACACACACACACACACACACACACACAUACACACACACACCACCUAAAAGGAAACAGGAGCUUUGUAAGUCAAAGCUUGACAUUUAGAGAGCACAAGAACUUUCAGCCUUUGUAAACGGAGAUCAACCAUGUAUGAACUAUAACUGCAGAGGUUAUGGGUUCAUCCUUUACAAACAAUAAUGAGCAUUUAGCCCUGUAAUAAAGGAAGUGUUGUUAGCCAGUUUUGUUACAUUAUUGUAUGGUUACAUCUUGCUAAAAGGCCACUCCUUCUCAUUGAUGUGGAUGAAAAAUUAAAGGCAGUACGUUGGCUCCACCAAAGAGAAUUUUCCAGAUGUGUGCACUGAACAGGCACAUAGCUUCCCAGGUCAUCACCUCCCUAAUGGGCCACUGGGAUAAAAUCCUUGGUAAUGGGAAGAUCACGCUUGCAUAGAGCCAGAACCUGGACAGAGACCGUUGAUGUCUGAAUGAAACAUAGACUCCUAGAGACCUUAGGAUUUAAUUACCAAAUAGAACAAAGCAACUCAAGUGAAUUAGCAGCCCACCAAAUUAACCAUUCAUUCCCUCUUUGAUGUCAAAACCUAGUUCAUUUCACUAAAAAGCGGUUUCUUCUGUAAGAUUGAAUGAAAUGCUCUGAAACCAAAAAUAUAAAAAGACAUAGAAAUCUGAAGAAGGAUCCUUUAAUGGUUCACACUAUCUCCCAAAGUCAAGAACCGGCAGUGGAUCUCUAUGUGAGGGUGGAGUCUUAACUUUGCAGAGCUAGAAAAGGUCUCAGAAACUCUAGUCCAGUCCUUCCUUGCACAUAUGAGAGACUCUACUGAAAUGGCUUAAGAGAGGUGUGUCAUGGCAGAGCUGAAACAGAUCUUGGUCUUCUUCCCAUUCAGUGCCCUUAAGUCCACAGUCCAAUUGAUUCAUUAACAUGGAUAUUAAGUUGGAGUUUCGUAGGUAUAUCUUUGGAGUUACAUCAUUUAUCCUGCAGACCCUGACACAUUUUUUGACCACAUAAAUAUCAUAUUAUUAAUAAUAAUUACAAAUUUUAUAAAGACAUCUGAAAGGUAGUAUCCCGUGUGAUAGAUUUUAUACCCUACAAAAUGCAUUUGACAGUACUUUGUCCAAGCAAGCAAAGAAAAUAAUAGAAGAUGAAAUUUUUAAGGUUACUAUCCAGACACAUUUUGAACCCACAACUUCUUGUAGUUAAGUCACUUUAAAUAAGAUAAUCCAUCAAACUACUGAAAAACUAGACAUAAGAAUUCAAUCUAUGCUCAACAAUGCCUGGAAUCCAGGGUAUACAGCAACGUAACUACAGCAACAUUAAACUAGGAAGCUCCAAGUUGGGAAGUCAAAAAGUAAGUCAUAUGUACAUGGCAAGAAGGCUUUAGUACUGAGACUUUGAUGGCAAUAUGUCUGAUUAUGAUAUGCAAAGUAACUUUGGGAAGAUGUGUGAUCCAUCAGAGAAGUGGGUGCGACCACCAAUAUGGAAAUAGUAUUAGAAUGGCAGCAAAAGAGCAAUCACAAUUAUACUCACAAUUUUAGGAGAAAACAAAGCUCAAUCCAAAAUUUGAAUCCAAUAAAAAGGUCAUUGUUUCGGUUUGCUUUGAGCUGUAUCCUUGCAAAGUAGAGCAUCUUCAAGAAUAAAUACAUUUACUGUCAUGUAUAACUAAAAAGAACAAUAAAAAAAUUUACAAAAAGAAUAACUAUGUUUGACUCAAAGCAAGCAUCCGAAGAUUGCAUUCAUAAAGGCAAGCUCAUUCAUGAGACCAAAGAGAUAGAGGAUUCCAAAUUGAGGGUUUGCUUUAAAAGCGUAUUGACGUCAUGCUGGAGAUUUUUAUCUAACCAGUUAUGUGUUCAUUUUUAAAACCCACCCUUGUUUAGUUUGCCAGGAUUUGAAACAUGCAUUCUCUCUCAACUGAGAGAACCGGAGGGCACCAGCUGUUCUCAGAGUCAUUGAGUAGGCUGCCCAGUAUCCAAAAGGAAACUGCACCAAAUAGUGUCAUUUCCAGGACCAUUAGAAACAGAAAGGAAAAAAAAGAUCAGGGAAACUGAGUUUCUUAGAAAGGAAGUUAGGCCUUUUGGAAAAAGGUAACAGAGGAUGGAGAGGAAGCCCCAAACAUACACAGGUAAAACACACACCUGAGAAUUCUCCUGGAGAGUGGUCAACUUCUGCCUGGUCUCUAGAGGCAGGGGGACAAAGGGACCAUGACUGUGAAGAGCACUCCAUGAUCAUCAGGGCUACUCGGGUCAUGAUGCUAGGUGAUUCCACUCAUGAUUCGCCACAAAUGAGUGAAAUCCUGGGCAGUGCUCUUUGGGUCCUGAACAGCAGGGUGGGACUUCAGCCUCUUGCCAUCUCUGUUUAUACAGAAUGGACAAUUAAGGAAAACCUAACCAAGAAAUAUGAUUGAACAAAUGAAAGUUUCCCUAAGCUCGAACAUGACUUAAAAAUCUGAAAAGGAUGACUUUGGAGUAUCUGGAAAGACAGUUACUUGUGUGAAUAGCAUUUAUUCAUCCAUGGAGGGAUAUUUCUAAAAGAAAGAUUAUAUUUAAUGGGUACAAUGCAAUCGCAUAUGAUAAAGCAAUAAUUCAUGGUGCUUCGAUGGUUAACAAAGACCAGAAAGAAAAUCAGAGCACCAAGCUCUGUGUUCAGCAUCGCUUCAGCCAUCAGGGGCUCUGCCGUGCUCUUUGGGUGGCCCUUUGGGUCAGGGAAGGAAAGAGUCAAAGAGAGUUUGGUUCAUCUGUGAAAUGGUGGGUGCAAGUUCGCCAACUGUUCUUGGCUUUGAAAUUCCACUACAGGAAAUUAGAGUAAAAGCUGCAGGAUUAAUCCUGCUCACAAUCUAUUUUUCCCCCUUAGGGGAUAUUAUGUCAAGAAUCAGGAUUGCUUUGGUCUGUGUGUGUUUUAAACGCAUCCCACCCUGGAAGUUUUACUUUGUUCUAUGAGUUCUGUGGUAGCUCAGAAGCUUUGUGAUGCGACAGCUGGAAUAAUUUUGCUAUAUUUUUAGCUACGUCCUCCAAGUCUCUCAGUAACACAGUUAUCUUAGCUGAAUAGGAUCUGAUCAGUGUUACAGGGGAUGUAAUGGCUGGGACACCUUGAGGAGAAGGUUCCCAUAGUCAGUAACCUUGCUCAGCAUGCUUAGCUUCCCUGGGAUUCCACACAAGGCAGUCUUCAGUGUGUCAGUUCUUUGAGGGGAAAAAAAGAGACAGAGCUGGGACAGCUUUGUAAAUACACUCUACAAUGACCUCUACCUAGCAUCGUUUAAUUUUUUUGUUUGUUUGUUAAGCAGACUCUUUUCUCCUCCAGGAGCAAACAGGCAAGAAAGUUAAUGAAUUCUACAUUCUCAUCACCUGGUUAAGUCGUCUUUCACUCUGAGGAAACAGAAAUUACUGUUUAAGCAUAUCUCAGCAGAGUAUUUCCCAAUUGUAACUGUUCAUCUUCUACUCAAUGUAAUCUCUGCAGUCAAGGGAAGUCCAGCUGGCCACCUCACUGGCCGGUGUUCCUACAGUCUGCUUCUUAUGUAAUGGCUGAUCGACAUACCUUUUUCAUAAUUAACGGAAUGUUAUUUCAUGUACUCUUUAACCUUGCAGUUUAUUUUGUGCCAUGUCCUGACUUUCAAAUCAUUAAAUAGUCUUUUUCCUACUG
Molecule: messenger RNA, 6529 nt
Organism: Sciurus carolinensis (gray squirrel)
Lineage: Eukaryota; Metazoa; Chordata; Mammalia; Rodentia; Sciuridae
Gene: Rhoj
Product: ras homolog family member J
Exons: 5
Coding region: 554-1198 (214 amino acids)
Biological process (GO): small GTPase-mediated signal transduction
Molecular function (GO): GTPase activity; GTP binding
Source: RefSeq, a predicted model, not a curated record